Molecule: messenger RNA, 2679 nt
Organism: Chlorella variabilis
Lineage: Eukaryota; Viridiplantae; Chlorophyta; Trebouxiophyceae; Chlorellales; Chlorellaceae
Exons: 13
Coding region: 1-2679 (892 amino acids)
Molecular function (GO): dopamine receptor binding
Source: RefSeq, a predicted model, not a curated record
AUGGACGGCGCCCAAAGCGAGGCUGUGCCCCGGUACUUGGUCGAGCAGUCGAGCGAUGGGAAGCGGGAGACGGUGCAGCUGCUGGUCUGGCUGCCAGGGGUGGAGGACAGCAGCCAGAUUUUCUUCCUGAUUGAGGGCCCCCGUCACCUGGUGGUCCACUGCCCGGGCCGCUUCCGCGCGGACAUCCCUCUGAGCACAGAUGUGGAGAGCGAGGCGGAGGCUGUUCGGUUCCUGAAGAAGAAAGGGGUGCUCAAGGCCACCCUGCUGGUGGCCGGCCAGCGUGGCGCUGCAGCCAACAGCGGCAGCCGCCAGCAGGAGGACGGAGAGGGGCAGGGCGAGGAGGUGAGGCAGCAGCAGGACAGCGCCCAGACGCCGCCGCCCAAGGAGCAGCCGGCCAGCCGGUACGACGAUGCCCAGGCGCCAGUGCAGGCAGCCCGGCAGCAGCAGCAGCAGCCGCGCAUCGACCCGGCGCCGGCGGGCCCUUCCGCCACCUCACCCCGCGAGCAGCUGGAUGCACAGAUGUACGCCGCCGCCACCCAGCACUCCAACCGCGACGCUGCGGCGGAGUUUUUUGCCAAGGCCCAGCAGGCGCUGCACGGCGGCGAGGCGCAGCGCGCGCACCGCCUGCUGCAGAAGGCCUGCAAGCUGGACCCAGGCAGCUCGCAGUACCAGGCAGCGCUGCAGGCGGUGGCUGACAGCGGGGCAGGCGGCGCCAGCGGCAGCUCGCAGCAGCCGCAGAGCAGCGGAGGCGACGGUAGCGCCAGCGGCAGCUCACAGCAGACGCAGGACAGCAGUGGCGCCGGCGCCCAUGCGGGCGCGCGGCAGGCCAGCAGGCCGCAGCCUGAGCAGCGGGAGGAGGCGGAUGGCCACCGCAUGUACCACCAGGAGCGGCGGCGCCAGCAGCGGCAAACCCGGCAGGAGGAGGCGGCGGCGGCGGCCGAGGCGGCAGCAGAGGCGCUGGCCGCCGCGGUGCAGGAGAAGAAAGCAAGGGAGAAGGCUCGCAAGGCGCGCAUGGCGACGAUUCGCUACGGGCUCAUCGGGCUGGCAUGCCUGUGCGUCACAGCCUGCUCGCUGUACUGGCUGCUGAGGCUGGCGCCGCCCGCCGCGCCGCUGACAGAUGCCGAGGGCGGGUGGAAGUGGGCUGGCGCCCGCCUGGCAGCCGCCCUGCUCUUUGUGCCGCGCGUGCUGCUGUGGCACCCCACGUGGAGCGUGGCGCUGCUGUGGGCGGCUGCAGCGGGGUGCGGGUGUGGCGUGGUCAGCGCCGCGGACUAUGCGCAGCAGCAGCGGGGCACUCCGGCUGUGGUGCCCGCCGGCGUGUUUGCCCUGGGCCUCAUGGCCGCAUGGCACCCGCUGCUGUGGUGCGCCUGCGGCGGCGGAUGGGGCGCGGUGCUAGGCACCCUGGCCGAGCUGCUGCCCCUGCAGCGCGCCUUUGGCUCAUCCACGCUGGCCCACCUGGCGCUCUACCCCGCCGCCUGCCGCCUGCUGCGCUGGGCCGCCUCCUGGCCGCUGCCGGCCGCCUUGCUUCGCGCCGUACUCGGCGCACCGCUGCUGUGGCUGUGGCGCCGCCUGCUGUGGCAGCCCAGGUGGUGGUUGAGCCUGCCGGCGGCCGCCGCCCUCCUGCUGGCCGCCGAGCUGGGCGCCAAGGUGCCUGCGGCGCAGAAGCGCGUGCCCACCGUGCUCUGGCUGCUGGCAGCCAUGUGCGCCGCCACCUGGUGGCUGCUGGGCGGCGGCUGGUGGGCGGUGGUGCACCUGGCAACCGUGGCGGCCGCCUUUGCCGCGCUGCUGGCGGCCAUGGUGCAGCCCUGGCCGCAGCUGGAGGCGCACCUGACCACCCACUUCCGCGCCAUCCCCGCCCCCUUCCUCGUCGCCAAGCUGCUGUUUGGCCUGGUGUGGGCUGGGACGGACGUGUGGAGCUGGGUGGCCGGCCUGGGGGCCGCCGUCCUGCUGUACCUGCACCUUGCCGCCACGCGGGAUUCGCGGGGGGACGGCGGCGGGCGCGGCGGCGGGCGCGGCGGGCCCGGGCAGCCCGCGGGCGCGCCGCCCUCUGGCAUGCAGCACCUGUACAACGACGUCCCCGCGGGGGCUCCCGAGGCGGCUGGCAACUACUACGAGGUGCUGGGGGUGGGCGGCGAUGCCGACGAGGCGUCCAUCCGCCGCGCCAAGCGCACCCUCAGCCUGGCCACGCACCCCGACAAGAUUGGCGACGCGCCGGGGGCCAACGACGCGUUCAACCUGGUCACAGAGGUGCGGCGCUGGGUGUGUGGCGACAUCCCACAGCACUGCGACCAGUGCGGCGGCUACCACUUCCUGCGCCGCACCGACCGCCCCAUGGCGGCGGCGCGGCAGUGCGACGACUGCGGCAUGCGCCACGCGGUGCGCCAGAACGAGGUGUGGUUCGAGGGCGCCAGCGCAGGCUUCCUGCGGCGCACCAUCCACAUGUACUGCUGCUACAAGGGGGUGGUCGAGGGCGCGGAGUGCGAGGGCACGCUGCGGGCGGUGCACGAGCGAGCCUUCCCGCUCAACAGACACGUCAACUUCUUCAGGGGCUUUGGGCUGUCCACGGGCGGCGGCGGCGGCGGUGGCGGCAAGAAAGGGCGGGGCGGCGGCCAGCAGGGCGCGGCGCCACGCGGGCAGGGCCCGCGCGGCGGGGGCCAGAAGAAGAAGGGCAGGCGGCGCUGA